UGCCACAAGACCCUUUCGUCGCUGUGUCAGGAUUCACGUCUGUUGGAACGCUUGAAGCCCAAAGAGUACUUGAAAGAACUGCGGGUUUGUCUAAUAGAGGGGACGCAACUCGUGGUACGGCACCUCAAUGACAGAACCCUCGAAUACUGCCUUGAGCCACUUCACCUGACCAGUUAUCAAGAUAACUGCAGUCCGCCACCCACAAUGACAGCCUGCACAAUGCCCGCCAUCCCAAGGCCGAAUGGAUGCAUUCUGCCCCUGGAUGCGACACCGUUUAUGCUGCAGUUGUGUAACAUUAUUGAGACGCAAGAGUGCGUGUUUCUUCUCACUGAACGCGCCCGGGGUCCCCGGUUUUUCGACUGGUUCCAACACCACAUUGAAAGGCAGUUUGUUUUGGCAUGGCGCAAUUCCUCUCUGGCGCUCACACAAAAGCAGGAUACUACUGCUGCAGCUACAGAAAACGCUGGCAUCCACCACAUUGCCUGGUGCCGGCUCAGAUCUGCCCGGAUCCGAGGCCUUUUGAAGAGCGCCGAGACUGUUUGUGAGUCGGCUAUAUCAAGCAGGUUCUCUGGUGAUUUUUGUCACUAG
This is a messenger RNA of Dibothriocephalus latus, 588 nucleotides long. Lineage: Eukaryota; Metazoa; Platyhelminthes; Cestoda; Diphyllobothriidea; Diphyllobothriidae. The record is from the annotation of a GenBank genome assembly.